This is a messenger RNA of Pestalotiopsis fici W106-1, 1263 nucleotides long. RefSeq lists its product as uncharacterized. Bases 1 to 1263 code for a protein of 420 amino acids. NCBI's taxonomy places the organism in Eukaryota, Fungi, Ascomycota, Sordariomycetes, Amphisphaeriales, Sporocadaceae. The transcript has a single exon. The record is from RefSeq and is a predicted model, not a curated record.
AUGGGGAGAUUCGAUCGCCAGGCCCAAUCUCAGCCGAAACAUGGCCGCCCCUCGGUGAGCAGCGCAUCAAAAGCCCCGGCACCUCCGCCCACCAGUCGGCCGUCAUGGACAGGAUCGGGCUACUCAAAGAAGGCGGCGCCUCGGAAACCUGCGUCCUCUUCUGCGAUGUCAGCGCCGGCCCCGACUUUGCAGAGAAACAUUCUCCCGGUCGAGCUGCAGCAGCUCAUUCUUGACAUUUUCCGGGUCGCGUUCCCUGCCUCACAGGACUUUGCGGCAUUAAAAGCACUGUUGACCCAGAUCAAUGAUGCGUUACUCCAAAAGUCUUUUGAGACGGCGUUUAGGACAGAGCAGUUCAGGGAAGGCUACGCAAUUCGAUGGAGCCCCAGCCGUGCAUUGGCCUACUCGAAUAUACUCGCGCAGAUUUGCGAUGACCAUGGAGACAGUCCUUGGGUGAAGAGACUACUUGGAAAUGGCACUGCUGGGCCGGUUAAGGUGCUCUGCUUUGGCGGUGGUGCUGCAGAGGUGAUGGCGUUGGCCGGAGUGCUUCGAUGUAGGCGAGAAGAUGCAGCAGGCAAGCCGGAUGCCGUACCAUCGGGUGAUUCUGGAGCAUCGCCUGAGGAGAAGCUGCUACAGGCAGCAUCUUCUUCUCCCCUCAGUGCUCCUCUUGUCGACCUUCACUUGGUUGACGCUGCAGACUGGUCCGAGGUCAUUUCCAAACUCUGCGCAGGCCUGACAACGGCCCCUCAGCUGUCCAAGUAUGCCAGCGCUGCGGCUCGCACCAUGAAUGCAUCUUUCCUUUCGCCACGGGCUCUUGCAACACAUUUCACCCAGACUGACAUUCUAGGCCUAACGGCGGAGGAUCUACAGGCCAUGAUGGGAUCAGAGGUUACGCUAAUUACCCUACUUUUCACCCUCAAUGACCUUUAUAACACCUCGAUUCGGCGUGCCACAAGUUUUCUGCGGAAAUUGAGCACACUCGUGCCGAAAGGGUGUCUGCUUUUGGUAGUUGACGCUCACGAAGCUAUGGCCUCGGCAAAAGGCGCCGAGGGUGAAGCGGAAAAGUUGUACGCCAUGAGCUGGCUCUUAGACAAAGCCUUAUUACCAGCUCAAGUCACGGUCGAGGAUGAACCCAUCUCGGAAAGUCCAUGGGAGAAGCUCGUUGAUGACACAAACAGACUGUGUAGACUCCCAGACAAGGGGCUUGGUUAUCCAGCGGGCUUGGAAAAUUUGAAGCUACAGGUCCAUCUAUUCAGGCACUUGUAG